Messenger RNA from Folsomia candida, 2391 nucleotides. Its product is annotated as zinc finger protein 501-like. The transcript has 4 exons. The record is from RefSeq and is a predicted model, not a curated record. The coding region runs from base 200 to 1756 and encodes 518 amino acids. NCBI's taxonomy places the organism in Eukaryota, Metazoa, Arthropoda, Collembola, Entomobryomorpha, Isotomidae.
AUGCAGACGUAUUGUAUUACAUAUUUUAUUCAGUCCAGUUUUGUCUAUCAGCCAUUAACUUUAUGGCCCAGUUACACUCCCAUCCCAUCACUUGACUAAAAUUGAGCAAGAGUAGUUUUACAUAUUUAACAAUCUUAUCCAAAUUGUUAUCCCCUUAAUAAAUAAUUAUUUAAGCUAAAUAACAUUUAAAAAAAUUAAAAUGCCACUUCCUAAGGCGUAUAACUCUUGUUACUUCUGCUCCAAAACGUGGUCAAGAGAAACACCGUCCAUAUUUCAAUUAAGUACCCAUAUGCGACUCCACACUAAAGAAAAUCCGUUCAAAUGCCCAUUUUCGCCUUGUAAGAACUCGUUUAAAACAUAUAAAAAACUCGUUGCCCACCGAUCUCAGCAUGAGAAUAGUGGUCAAAAACCCUGGAAAUGUGACAAGUGUGGGGUUUCUUUUAAAACUAAGAGCACCUUAACAGGUCACGUGCUCGACGUACACACGACCGAAAGACCCUUCAAGUGCUCCCUUUGUUCCUCCUCGUACAAGCGGAUAGGCCAGUUAAACCUGCACCUCAAGGAUCACGACCCCUUCAACCGAUACCCUUGUCCAAAGUGUAACGUCAAGUUGAAAACCGAAAGAUGUUUGAAACUACAUCUCGAAAAGGUUCACGGGAGGCGGGAUUGGAAGUGUUACUUUUGCAAGAAAAGUUUCACUCGUGUCGGACUAAUUGAUCACAUCAGGAUUCACACGGACGAAGCUGUUUUCAAUUGUCGCACGUGCUCCGACACAUUUUUGCAUUAUUCGAGUCGAGCGCAGAAAACGGACCUACUCCCACCCUGCUACCGGGCGAAGGAGUGCCCAUUCUGCCACCGACUGUGUAAAGAUACCCACGCCCUGGCCGUCCAUACCAGAAUUCACACAGGAGAAAAACCCUACACCUGUCCAAGAGAAGAUUGUGGAAAACAAUUCUCCACUUCCAGUAGUCUUAAAUCUCACGCGAAAUACCACAUUAAUUACUCUGAUGGCGAGUUUAAGUGUACAUUUUGUCCGAAAACCUUCAAAACCCAACGCAGUGCCAAGUAUCACGAAAGCAAUGUCCAUAUGGAGACUUGGAAAAGACCGAAAAAGUGUGCAUCAUGCCCCAAAGUUUAUCCGAGCCAUUCUACCCUCGCCCGGCAUCAGCUCAUCCAUUUGAAAGAACCCCCCUUCAAAUGUUCCCAAUGUCCAAGGGGAUUCUUUUAUCAGACUGAAUAUUCGAAGCACAUGAAAAAUGUGCAUAACCUGGAAAAAAUUAAAACAGAACCACGAAAACCAAGAAAAUAUUUUGCCUGCAAAAUUUGCUCAAAAAACUUUCCCAACUUUGGAACGUUCCUCAACCACCAGGAAUUACAUCGAGAUCCGACCCACAAAUGUGCAAAAUGUCCCCGGAAAUUUCACAAUGUUUACUCCCUCAGAAACCACGACAGAACUGAACAUAAUGGUCCCAGAUACAAAUGUUACUUUUGUAUCAAACUUCCCCGGUGUUUUGAAUCCCACGCGACACUGCGAGAUCAUAUCAUUCGCCACACCCAGGAGCAGGAAUUCUUUAAAUUGCGAAACUUGAAGCAUCACGUGGAGAUUUGCGGCCGUAGCUUGGACACAAAGUCGGAACUAUUUCCCUGUGAAAAAUGCACUGAAAAGUUUUUCUACUCGAAACACCAACUGUACAGCCUACCUACAAGGUUCAUUGGAAAACCUGGAGAAAAAAGACGUGUCCCUUCUGUGGAUUAGUGGUACGGGACACGUAUUCUUUAGCCAUGCAUUUGAGAACCCACACUGGAGAGAGACCCCACACCUGUGAAAUUAGUGGGCAAGGAUUUAACCAGAAAGGAACCUACACCACACACCUACGUCGACACGAAGACAGGAAAAAGGGAGUAAAAUUCGCGUGUAAAUUUUGCAACAAGCUGUACAUUUCAAGGGACACGUUGGCUGGACAUGUGAGAAGAUUCUAUUCGGGAAAAGGAGAAAAUUGGCAGUGCUAUUUUUGUCACGAGUCUCUCACCCGGAAAGAAUCCUUAUUGUAUCAUAUGAGAGUAAAACACACUUUGGAGAAAGUGGUUUUAUGCGAGGAGUGUCCCACGAAGAGAUUUCUUAGCACGACAGGAUUGCAUUAUCAUCGUCUCAAGAGCCAUCCACAUUUGUGCUUCCAAUGCCCAAAGUGUCCCAAAGUGUGCAAAUCAAAGGCAGAAGCUUCAAGCCAUUCUUUAUAUGCUCAUAAAAUCAAAAUGAAUUAGACAAUCGAAAUUAUGCACAUUUUUAUUUGCAUGUUAUUAUUAAUGGAUGAAAAAUACUUAUGCAUAUUUAUAUAGAUAUGAAUUUAGUUUUAGAUUGAAAAGCGUUAAUAAAUAUUAUCUGUUUACAUA